AUGGAGUCCGCGGAAAUCUACGAGCAGAAGAACGUGCACGAGGUCUACCAGCAGAUCGCAGAGCACUUCUCCUCUACUCGGUAUAAGCCAUGGCCCAUUGUGGAGCGAUUCCUCAAGGAGCUCCAACCCGGCUCCGUCGGUCUGGAUGUGGGCUGCGGCAAUGGCAAAUAUCUCACUGUCAACAAAGAUGUCUUUAUAGUGGCUUCAGAUAGAUCGGAGAAUCUCGCACGGAUUGCACUCCAGCACCAGCCCCAUUCAACCGUGGUGGCUGAUAUCAUGGACCUUCCACAUCGGGAUGCAUUCUUCGAUUUUGCAAUUUCGAUUGCUGUCGUGCACCAUAUUUCCACUCCGGCCCGGCGAGUCCAAGCCAUUGCUGAGAUCCUACGAACCGUAAGACGAGGUUCGGCCACAGAAUCAGGUGGUAAAAUGUUGAUAUAUGCCUGGGCUCUCGAGCAAAAGAACAGCCGUCGGGGCUGGGAUAAGGGCGACCCGCAAGACAUUAUGGUACCCUGGAUUCGCAAGGCCAAAUCAGCCGAUGAUGAGCCCCAAAUCUUCAACCGCUACUAUCAUCUGUAUGAAGAAGGGGAGCUGGAGCGCGAUAUUGACCAGGCCGGAGGCCAUGUUCUCGAGUCGGGAUACGAGAAAGACAAUUGGUGGGUGAUCGCGACGCCCAAGAUCUUGUCAUGA
This is a messenger RNA of Penicillium maclennaniae, 687 nucleotides long. RefSeq names its product tRNA (carboxymethyluridine(34)-5-O)-methyltransferase. The transcript has 3 exons. Gene Ontology annotation, molecular function: S-adenosylmethionine-dependent methyltransferase activity; tRNA binding. Gene Ontology annotation, biological process: tRNA wobble uridine modification. Gene Ontology annotation, cellular component: cytoplasm; nucleus. The coding region runs from base 1 to 687 and encodes 228 amino acids. NCBI's taxonomy places the organism in Eukaryota, Fungi, Ascomycota, Eurotiomycetes, Eurotiales, Aspergillaceae. The record is from RefSeq and is a predicted model, not a curated record.